Bombyx mandarina (wild silkworm) is the source of this 1927-nucleotide messenger RNA. RefSeq names its product zinc finger protein 43-like. The record is from RefSeq and is a predicted model, not a curated record. Lineage: Eukaryota; Metazoa; Arthropoda; Insecta; Lepidoptera; Bombycidae.
AUGAGCGUCCACUUCAACAAUUACAGCUGCGAGAUUUGCGGCUCGGUGUUCAUGACCCUGAGGCUGCUGAAAAAGCAUCUGGAGGUGCACGAGACCGGCAACUUUCCUUGCGACAAAUGCAGCAAAGUUUUCAGCACGCCGUACAAGAGGACCGUUCACGUGCGCGGGGUGCAUCUGAAGCAGUUCCCGCGGAGGUGCCCCUUCUGCCCGGAGCGAUUCAAUUCGAAUUACAAGCGGACGAUCCACCUUCAGGACGUACACAAUCAGUCGACGCGCGUGCACAAGUGCGAGACCUGCGGCCGCGGCUUCAAUUUGAAGUAUCACCUGAUCUGCCACAUCCGAUCGGUACACCUACAGGAGCGGAACCAGCAGUGCGACGUGUGCCACCAGAGGUUCUGCAACAAGGAAUCGCUGAAGAGGCACAUGGUCAUACACACGGGCGAGAAGAAUCACAAAUGCGAUAUAUGCGGAAUGGCUUUCCUCAGAAGGAAAAAUUUGAAAGACCAUUUGAGGUUGCACGAGAUAGGUUCAGUCCAGAAAUCGUGUCCAGAGAUCGUUGAAUCGGAUUCAACUAUGACGAUUAGGGAUGACGAUGGUACAGACGUAACUCUGACCGUGUUGAAGACUCCUAUAUCGCUGGGCACCUUAAAACCCGAGAACAGAAAAAAUACGACGCAGAAUAUUCGUGAAGAACCCAAGAAUAUCAAUAAAAUGCUGGUUUUGAAGGAGCCUCUGUCGCUAGAUCGAAUCGAUUGGGAUAACCUCACCGAAGUCACGUUUAACGUGAAAACAGUGGAGGAGCGAUACGUUUGUAAACAAAAGAAGCGCGAUAAAGAAUCGAAAGAAUGGAUAAGAAGCAGUAUGAGCAUCUUCGAUAAUACCUAUACGUAUCCGUUCGUGCACACGGGCGGUCGAUACAAAUGCUUCGUUUGUAGGAAAACGUUUUUCGAAACCAAUUCGCUGCGAGACCACACGCUCGAGCACAAGUCCGAGGACCUGGAGAAGGAACUGCAAACCAAACAGAGCGACGUCAACAUCAAAAUUGACGUAUCGAACGCGCAAUGUAAACUGUGCGACCUAAAGUUUGGCGGUUACAAGGAAUUGAAGCUUCAUUUGGUCGAGCACGGCCUGGCAGUAAAUCUAACCGAGGACAAUCUUAUACCGUUCAAACUGAAUUCGGACGUGUUCGAGUGCCAAGUCUGCGGAGAGGGCUUUCUGAAGCUUCGGCUACUGAUCGUGCAUAUGAGCUGCCAUUACAAUAAUUACAGCUGCGAGAUAUGCGGGUCGGCGUUCAUGUCGCUGCGUCUACUGAAGAGGCAUCUACAGUGCCACCAGACCGGCAACUUCCCGUGCGAUAAAUGCGACAAGGCCUUUAGUAGCGCCACGAAACGGACUCUGCACGUGCGCGGAGUUCAUCUAAAGCUGCUCCCGAGGAGAUGCCCGAUUUGCCCGGAGCGUUUCAACUCGAAUUACCAAAGGACCAAACAUUUGAGGAUCGCGCAUAACCACUCGACUGGGCUUUACCGCUGCGAGACUUGCAGCCGAGAAUACGAUCUCAAAUACCAUCUUUUAUUGCACAUCCGAUCUGUACAUUUGCGGGAGCGAAAUCAAGAAUGUCACGUUUGUCAUUCGAGGUUCUUCUCUAAGUAUUGUCUCUCCAGGCACAUGGUCGUUCACACGGGGGAGAAGGGCUUCAAAUGCGACACCUGCGGUAAGGGCUUUUCCAGGCGGAAGAAUCUUCUGGAACAUUCUAGAACUCACGAGGUUCAGACGUGCGCUGCUUGCGGGCUGCAGUUCGUAGAUCAUUCCAAUUUAAUUGCACACGUUAGUAAUGUGCAUGGUACUUUGUAGUUUAUUUAUUGCCUUACAUCAAUUACGAUGUAAUGCAAUCUGAUUGUAAGAGAUCUUGUUGAGAAAUAAAAAGUAU